Messenger RNA from Aureococcus anophagefferens, 474 nucleotides. RefSeq lists its product as hypothetical. The annotation marks the transcript as partial. The record is from RefSeq and is a predicted model, not a curated record. The transcript has a single exon. Gene Ontology annotation, molecular function: protein binding. NCBI's taxonomy places the organism in Eukaryota, Pelagophyceae, Pelagomonadales, Pelagomonadaceae.
AAAAAGGCCGCGAAACUUUACAAGCGUGCGGUGGAGCUCGGCGAUACGGAGGCGAUGACUUGUCUUGCUGCUUUGUUCUUUGCUGGAAACGGUGUCAAGCUGGACGCGAAAAAAGGGGAGCAGCUCCUUCGCAUAGCCGCGGACCGGGGCUACGCGAUAGCCCAGUGCAACCUCGGGACUAGACUAUAUGAUGAUGCCGACGCCAUGUACAGCGAGAUACGCAACGAGUUCGCCUCCAAGGGCACGAACGUGAACAAAUUGGAAGCCAGUGCCAAGCUCGCGCUCGUUUCGAAGAAACACGAGGAGGCUUUUCGCUUUUACAUGCUCGCUGCUCGCCAAGGACUCACUCAGGCUGAAUGCUACGUCGCCACCUCAUUCAUUCGAGGCUCAGGCGUGAAACAGGACAUCUUAGAAGGCAAACGCUGGCUCGCGCGCGCGGCCGCCAAAGGGGACGAGGGGGCCAUCGCCACGCUC